CUGUGAGCCGAGCGUGACAAUUCUUAAUGCAGGGGUCAGUACUUCCAUCUUCAAACAUUAUCAAACGAAUAGCUUUAUAAUAAUAUCCAGGAUUGAUGCUUAUCUGAUUUAACAUGCCCUCUGUUUUGAGUGAAGUUCCAAUCAUAGAAAAACACCCGGAAUCCUGUACAGUUCAGUUGGGAAAAGACUGCAAGCUUUUCUGCCAUGUUACUGGCAAGAAUCUCAAGUAUCGCUGGUACAGAAGAUCUCGAUGCCUGGAGGGGGAGACCUCUUCAGUACUCCAUAUAAGGAAAGCCGCCAUGAAUGACGCUGGGCAGUACUCAUGCAUCAUAUCGAAUGACAAGGAAUCUGUGAUCACCUGGGCAACCGUUGACGUCAUUUCCGUUAUUUCAUCCCCUAAAGUUAGAUAGCAAAUUAGGAAGCGAAGUUUUGUUUCGAUUUUUCGUGCGAACUUGAAGAUAUAAAUAGGAGCCUUUUUGUAUACAUUCGUCAAUUACUUACUCUUCGUUAAUCGUUUGUCUCCAAGCAUGCCAGGUCAGUUUAGAGUCAAUUUGAUAAAUAAAGUGCAUUUCUACUGAGUGUCGUGAAACCAGAGUAACCAGAACAGCCAAUCGGAAGACAGGUAUAUAUCACAAGGAGCCAAUAACAUCGCCAAGAAAAAAGCGCAGGAA
Messenger RNA from Pocillopora verrucosa, 671 nucleotides. RefSeq names its product HEPACAM family member 2. NCBI's taxonomy places the organism in Eukaryota, Metazoa, Cnidaria, Anthozoa, Scleractinia, Pocilloporidae. The record is from RefSeq and is a predicted model, not a curated record.